CGAAUGGAUCAGCCCGAAUGGUAUUAUCUCGGCGCCGCCGCACUGGUUCAUAUUCAGGGUGAAUUUGGUAGGGUUGAGUGUUUGGAGCAUUUUGCAGUAAUUUCUGUUUCUCUUGCUGUUUUUAUCUGAAUUAAUUUCGGGUGUCUUUUAUGAAUAAUCAAAAGCAGCAAAAGCCAACGCUAACAGGCCAGCGUUUUAAAACUAGGAAAAGAGAUGAAAAGGAGAGGUUUGACCCUACUCAGUUUCAGGAAAGUAUUGUUCAAGGUCUGAAUCAAACUGGCACCGACUUGGAAGCAGUAGCUAAAUUUCUUGAUGCCUCUGGCGGAAAACUUGACUAUCGUCGCUAUGCAGAGACCCUGUUUGACAUCCUGGUGGCUGGCGGAAUGCUGGCCCCAGGUGGUACUUUGUCCGAUGACCUGACUCGUACAGAGUUCUGUGUUUUCACAGCAUCAGAAGACCUCGAGACCAUGCAAGCAUACGCUCAGGUUUUUAAUAAGCUAAUCAGGCGCUACAAGUACCUGGAGAAAGGGUUUGAAGAGGAAAUCAAGAAGUUGCUGCUGUUUUUAAAGGGUUUCACAGAAUCUGAGCGCAACAAGCUGGCCAUGCUGACUGGCAUUUUACUGGGGAAUGGGACCUUGUCUGCCUCAAUUGUGAUCAGUCUCUACAAUGAGAACCU
Molecule: messenger RNA, 676 nt
Organism: Acipenser ruthenus (sterlet)
Lineage: Eukaryota; Metazoa; Chordata; Actinopteri; Acipenseriformes; Acipenseridae
Product: eIF5-mimic protein 2-A-like
Cellular component (GO): membrane; cytoplasm
Molecular function (GO): protein binding
Source: RefSeq, a predicted model, not a curated record